Erinaceus europaeus (western European hedgehog) is the source of this 2372-nucleotide messenger RNA. It is a transcript of the gene CALHM3, whose product is annotated as calcium homeostasis modulator 3. The record is from RefSeq and is a predicted model, not a curated record. Gene Ontology annotation, molecular function: monoatomic cation channel activity. Bases 291 to 1325 code for a protein of 344 amino acids. NCBI's taxonomy places the organism in Eukaryota, Metazoa, Chordata, Mammalia, Eulipotyphla, Erinaceidae. The transcript is spliced from 3 exons.
UUUGCCUAGAGGCCUUUGGGACUGGCAGGUCACAGAGCAGUGACUCAUUCUACCAGCCAGGAGGGGAGUGGAGGGGAGUCAGGGACUAUCCACUGUUUGGGUGGUGCCUUGCCAGAGAGCCUGCCCCUGCCUGUGUCCUUGGCUGGGCUCAAGGAAGCUGGGUUGGAAGCUGGAGGUAGCCUCCUCCUUGUCCCCUGAAACCCCUGACAGAGAAGACAGAGCCUCGUGCAGACCUCCGGCUCUCCAGGAAGGCGCUGAAGCCCCGCUGCCCAAGCCCCCAGACCGAGGCCAUGGAUAAGUUUCGCAUGCUCUUCCAGCACUUCCAGUCGAGCUCGGAGUCCGUGAUGAACGGCGUCUGCCUGCUGCUGGCGGUGGUCACGGUCAAGCUCUACUCCUCCUUUGACUUCAACUGCCCCUGCCUGGAGCGCUACAACGCCCUCUACGGCCUGGGCCUGCUGCUCACCCCGCCGCUCGCCCUGUUCCUUUGCGGUCUCCUCGCCAACCGGCAGUCGGUGGUCCUGGUAGAGGAGUGGCGCCGGCCCCCCGGCCACCGGAGGAAAGACCCCGGCAUCAUCAGGUACAUGUGCUCCUCUGUGCUGCAGAGAGCGCUGGCCGCCCCUCUUGUCUGGGUCCUGCUGGCACUCCUGGAUGGAAAGUGCUUUGUGUGCGCCUUCAGCAACUCUGUGGACCCCGGGAAGUUUCAGGACUUGGCCAACAUGACCCCCAGCCAGAUGCAGCUCUUCCUAGCCAAAGUGCCUUGCAAGGAGGAUGAGCUGGUGAAGGACAGCCCAGCUCGAAAGGCGGUAUCUCGCUACCUGCGGUGCCUGUCACAGGCCAUCGGCUGGAGUGUCACCCUUCUGCUGAUCGUGCUGGCCUUCCUGGCUCGCUGCCUGAGACCCUGCUUCGACCAGACAGUGUUCCUGCAGCGCAGGUACUGGAGCAACUACGUGGAUCUGGAGCAGAAGCUCUUCGACGAGACAUGCUGCGAGCACGCGCGGGACUUCGCGCACCGCUGCGUGCUGCACUUCUUCGCCAGCAUGCAGAGCGAGAUGCGGGCCCGGGCCCUGCGCUGGGAGGGGCACGCCAGAGGCCACGACCACACUCCCAUGCCUGAGCCCCAGGAGGAGCUGGAUGCUGAGCGUGGGAAAGCCCACCUGCGUGCCAUCUCCAGCCGAGAGCAGGUGGACCAGCUCCUGAGCACCUGGUACUCCCGCAAACCGCCCCUUGACCUCCUGGCAGCCCCAGGACUCUUGGGGAGCAGCCUCAGCUAUCGCGCCCCCACGGUGGCCACAGACGCCAGGCUGACCCAGCACACCGAUGUAUAGGGGCAUCAGCAUUGUCCCUGAGUGAAAAUGCCCAUGCCAACAAAGAUUUAGGGGUGGCUCUAAGGACCCCAAGGCAGAAUAGCCUAACCCUUGUUAGCCAGACUCCCCCAAAUAGCUCAGUCUCUGGCCUGCUCCAACACCACCCAUGUUUAACGUAUGAUAGUGCCCAGAAUUGAACCUGGGACCUCAGAGCUUCAGGCAUUAAAGUCUUCUUUUUUUUAAAUAUUUGUUUUAUUUACUAAUGAGAGAGAACCAGAGCAUCACUCUGGUGCAUGUGAUGCCAGGACCUCAUGAUUGAGAAUCCUAGGUUUUAUUAUUAUUAUUAUUAUUAUUAUUAUUAUUAUUAUCAUAUUUAUUUAUUUAUUUAUUGUAUAGAGACAGCCAGAAAUCAAGAGGGAAGUGGAGGAGCAUAGAGAGGGAGAGAGACAGAGAGACACCUGCAGCACUGCUUCACCACUCGUGAAGCUUUCCCCCUGCAGGUGGGGACCUGGGACUAGAACCUGGAUCUUUGUGCAUUAUAACAUGUGCGCUUAAGCAGGUGCGCCACCACCCAGCCCCAGGCAUCAAAGUCUUUUUUACAGAGCCACUAAACUGUCUCCCCAGCAGCCUCCUAUGUUCUAAGACAGGUUUCCCAAGUUCAAUGUAAACUCUGCUCAUUCACCUGGGGCUCUUAUCAAAUGCAGAACCUGACUCAGUGCCUUUGGGACCACUGAAACUGUGCGGCUUAUGUGUCUCAGCACUGAUGCCUCUGACCAGAGGCUAGACAGAUCUCCCUUAUGUUCUGGAUCCAAAAUGUUCAGAUUCUAAAUAAUAACAAUAAGCAGAAGAAAAACAUAGGAUCAUAUGGAACAAUGUGUCAGGUAUUGCUCUGAUUCUGUACUGUUCUAAUUCAUUUAACCUUCACAACAGCAUAAAGAAGUAGGAUGACUUUUUGUUCAGUAAAAGUUUUAUUGCAACAAACUGCACUAUAACAUUACAUAGAUUUUCAUGCCUGAGGUACCAGAUUCAGUACCCUGUACCACCAUAAGCCAGAGUUGAGCACUGCUC